Molecule: messenger RNA, 2165 nt
Organism: Cuscuta europaea
Lineage: Eukaryota; Viridiplantae; Streptophyta; Magnoliopsida; Solanales; Convolvulaceae
Source: the annotation of a GenBank genome assembly
AGUAUAAUUUCUCCAGAUCGAAUCCAUAGCAAAUCCUCCCUCCACAAUGUCUAUGCUUCUCGGCCCUCCGGAAGUCCACACCACCACUUCUUCCGCCGCCGCGCCACCGGAGUCUGAUGUGGCCGACUCCUUCAUGCAUCUGAUGCUGAAAAAAUUCAACUCCGCCGGCAAAUGUGUCAUCGGAAAGCCGGUGAUGGGGAAGACGGCGAACCAAUCGCACACCUACCUCUCCACCGGAAAUCCAUGCUUAGACUUCUUCUUUCACGUGGUCCCGGACACACCCGCUAAGAACGAAAAAGCCAGCUAUGGCAUGUACAUGGAUCAGAAUCAUCGCACGAUCGAAGAUAUGCUUCAAAGGUCGUGGAGUCACAAUCCCUUGACGACGCUCAAACUCAUCUGUAAUCUCCGGGGAGUCGGCGGCACCGGGAAAUCGGACAAGGAAGCAUUCUACGCGUCCGCGUUGUGGCUUCACUCGCACCACCCCAAAUCCCUAGCUUGCAAUUUGGGGGAAAUUGCGAGAUUCGGGUACCUCAAGGACUUCCUGGAGAUUCUCUACCGUAUACUCGAAGGCGGAGACGUUCGCAAGCGUCAAAAGGAGCAGUUAGAGUGGCAGAGGGAAAUGAAGAACGUCAAGUACAUACGUUUUCGCGGGAAGAAGAAGAAGCUUAACAAGAAGCAACAGAAGAAGAAGAGGAUGCUUUUGACGGAGGACCAAAAGGAAGCAAAGAAAUUGACGAUCCAGAAUAGGAUGGAAGAGGAGAAGGCGAAUGCGAAGUUCAAACGGGAAUCGAAGAGGAUCGAGAAGGCUAAAAAGGUUAUCGAGAGAUACAAACGCGACGCGGAUUUCAGAUACUUCCACGAUCGAGUCUCAGAUCUCUUCGCGCAGUUUCUUAAGAGGGAUUUGGAAACCCUAAAACAGGGGUCUUCUCCGAACCUCCUCAGCCAGGCCGCGAUGUGGUGCCCUUCACUCGACUCAUCCUUCGAUAGGUCCACUCUGUUAUGCGAAAGCAUUGCCAGAAAGCUUUUCCCUAAAGAAAACCACCAUGAAUAUCAGGGAAUUGAGGAUUCACAGUACGCCUACCGCGUGAGGGAUCGUUUGAGGAAGGAAGUCCUCGUCCCUCUCCGUGAUGCUCUCAAAUCGCCGGAGGUCUCAAAAGAUUGGGGCAUUCUCCUCCCCCACCAGAUCGUUGAAUCACUGUCUGAUGACGACGGAGGUGCGCUUGCGGAUUCAAGGUGGAACCGAAUGGUGAAUGGCUUGAGCAACAACGGAGAAAAGAAGAUGAAGAACUGUCUCGCAGUAUGCGAUGUGUCGGAGUCCAUGGAGGGGGCUCCGUUACAGGCGUGUUUGGCUCUCGGCCUCCUAGUCUCGGAAUUGAGCGAGGAGCCAUGGAAGGGGAAGCUGAUCACCUUCAGUGAUCAACCACGGCUUCACACCAUCAAGGGCAACAACCUUCUAUCCAAGGUAGACUUCGUGAAAAAUAUGAAACUAGUCCGGACCAAAGAUUUCCAGAAGGUGAUUGACAUGAUCCUGGAAGUGGCUGUGAACGGAAAUCUGAGAGAGGACCAGAUGAUAAAGAGGCUGUUUGUGUUCAGCGACAUGGAGUUCGACGAAACGCCAUCGUUUACCCCGCAGACGGAUUACCAGGCGAUUGAGAGGAAGUUCAGGGAGAAGGGGUACUGGAACUGUGUGCCGGAGAUUGUAUUCUGGAACUUGAAAGACUCAAAAUCGACGCCAGUUUUGGGGAAUCAGAAAGGGGUGGCUUUGGUUAGUGGGCAUUCACAAAGGGUGAUGAAGGUGUUUCUGGAUAAAGAGGUCAUUACACAUCCUCUUGCAGUCACGGAGUUUGCCAUUUCAGGAGAUGAGUACCAAAAUCUCGCGGUGAUUGAUUAACUGAACAAGAACAUCCGAUUAUGGGUUUUGGUGAAAUACGUAGUAUGAAACAAACAGAAUUUCAGAGACAUGUUUUGGUUAAUAGUAUAAAGCAUUUUCUUCCUACCUUUCGGUUACUCAUGAUUCAUGAACAAAAGGGCAUAUUCAUAUCAUGAUUAUCAUCAUAUGUUUUGCUUAUUAGAUUGUAGCGGAUUUAAUGUAGUUUCUGAAUAUGUAAAUUUAAUUUACUAAAAAUAAUCUGAGUGUGAACAGGAAUGAAAUCGCUUUAUCGUCA